AUGGCCACCGGCGCAUUAUCGGAGGCCACGUUCGCACAGUCACUAGCCCAUCCUUCACCAGCCACGCCGGCACCACGCUAUCCAGGCUGGGUAACGGAAGUAGUUGCUCCGCUCUCCGGCUUCAUUGACGAAGCCUUAGACCCACGAACACUGUUCGGCGAUCUACGAGAGAUUGGAGAAGGCGAGAGCGGAAGCGUGUAUGCCGCACGGCUUCUGACACCUUCUGGGAGCCAAAGAAGCGACGACGCGCACUCAUCGGACGUAGAGUUUGUCGCCAUCAAGAAUGUACCGCUGGUUCCGAAUGGCUCGCCCAAGUUGGUCGAUCUUCAGCGGGAACUCAGCCUCAUGCGCCGAGUGCGUCAUCAGAACGUGUUGAGCAUGGAAGGAGUGUUUGUGGACAUCGUCGAGGACGCGCUCUGGAUCAGAAUGGAGCUUAUGGAGCGCAGCUUGGCGGACGUACUCUUGCUUGUUGACGAGGGUAUCGUGAUAGAGGAAAAGCCGAUUGCUUUGCUCGUGAGCGAUGUGCUGCAUGGAUUAAGUUAUUUGCAGAGGCUCGGUAUAGCCCAUCGUGAUUUGAGGUCCGACAACCUCCUAGUCAACACUGAUUUUUCAAGCGCUGUGCGAGUCUCGAAGGAGGAGCCGUCACGAUCUGACAAUGUCGGUGUGAUCUAUUGGCAGGCACCUGAGGUCAGAACUCCUCCGUACAACGCGCUGAAGGUCGAUGUCUGGUCGUUGGGUGCGACCGUCUGGGAGAUGGCACAGGCAGAGCCUCCAUUCUCCGAUAUCGACGACCCGCGGCUGAUUCCUCAUCGAUGGCCCUCGCUUCACCAAGCCGAAAUAUAUUCACGAUCUUUCCACGAUUUCUUGCAUCUCUGCUCACAACCUAGUUCAUUACGACCAGACCCGAACGAGUUGUUGAAGACUCCAUUUAUCCGCAAUGCCAGUGGCAGGCCAACGAUCCUCAAGAUAUUGUCUGAAUGCAGAGCGAUGAGGACCGUGCGCUCAAAUGGGACAGUAUCGGUGUCAUAA
Fomitopsis serialis is the source of this 1029-nucleotide messenger RNA. RefSeq names its product kinase-like protein. NCBI's taxonomy places the organism in Eukaryota, Fungi, Basidiomycota, Agaricomycetes, Polyporales, Fomitopsidaceae. The record is from RefSeq and is a predicted model, not a curated record. Gene Ontology annotation, molecular function: protein tyrosine kinase activity; ATP binding. The transcript is spliced from 7 exons. Gene Ontology annotation, biological process: protein phosphorylation. Bases 1 to 1029 code for a protein of 342 amino acids.